Molecule: messenger RNA, 1788 nt
Organism: Echinostoma caproni
Lineage: Eukaryota; Metazoa; Platyhelminthes; Trematoda; Plagiorchiida; Echinostomatidae
Source: the annotation of a GenBank genome assembly
AUGCCCAAUUUGAUUUUCAACUCCAUCCCACUUCCCAAUGUUAUUUCAGACUUACUUCCAGAAAGACCGAUUGGUUUGAAAUUGAUUUUUCCAUCAAAUGAUUCCAAACUAGGCAGCUCUUCGAAUUCACAAACAAUUCCGAGUAUUCACGUAUCCGGUCCGAAUUUGCAAUGGAUUCCGCAACAGUUGGAUCAAAAUCCAUCAUACUCAGUUCCCGUUUUGCACUAUCGAGUCGAGUAUCAGUUAGUUCCCUCCUGGUCUGUGACUGAACGCGAGGAAAGAUGUGCACCGCCCGCCUUCCAAGAAGCUAUCAAUCAAUGGGCCACUCUAGCCCCCGUGCGAGCACCAGAGCACCGGUUUUGGUUUCGCAUGCCAGCAAACUCGUCUAAGACCGAAUCAGUGUUCAGUCCAACCGAUCUGGAAUCCUGCUUCAUAAAGCUCAAUUUGCGAGUGCGUAGCUACAGUAUGAAUGCAGAAAGUGAACCAUCAUCCACUUUGUAUAUAUCACUACCUCUCUUGGACAAAAUCCUACCAGCUCUGUAUGACACGGUUAUUUGGGAACAACGCACACUUCGCAAUAUUGCUGAUUCAAUCGCAUUGGAUGAACCAAUUGUGGAGACCGCAGCCACCAUCUCUUUUGCCAAUGGCACAUCAUCGAGUGGGACUGAGUUCAGUGUACCAGAAAAUGUUUGGUUUGGACUCAGUUAUACGCUGCUCACCUUCCUGCUUCUCUGUUUCAUCACGCUCAUGGUUUACCUUGCCCGCCGCGCUUUUCGACGAGCUAGCAAACGGUCUCAUGUUCCGUCCAAUUAUCCUCGUCGACCACCAGUCAUUGAGGAACAACAGGAACCGAACAAGUACAUUUUGACUAAUCAAAUAAGACCAACACCACCAAUCAGUUCCGUGGAAUCGCCCGAGUCCCCGGAGGAGAGCUUUUCUACCUACCAUUUGACGUCCGAUGCAAAACAGAUACUCAGUAAAAGUAGCUGCUUUUGCCACGGAUCACGUCCUACUCCAACUUGGAAUAAUCUGCGCAGAUGUCCAGCGGAACAACACGGUUCUCCUUUGCUUACCAAAUCAGAAAAGCUACGGUCAGAUUUUUUGCAUGAAGAUGAACAAUAUUAUAUGAUUCCGGUCAAUACGAUGUCCCCGCAACGGCACACCGUAUGGACAGAUACACACGGAUUGCGGUCACCCACGACCAAAACGGCUCGACAUCCACUGGAACAGCCUCCUUUUGAACCAGUCACAGGAAAACCAAACGGGCUAUCAAUUCGAGAAGGUGUUUUGAACUCAGACUGGGCUCAGCAACUGGAUCUGUUACCUAGCAACAAGUUGUCAAUUACAGGAACAAAUGAAGCAUUUCUGGGUAUGAAAUCCAUUUGUCAAUCCGUUAUCAAACCAACGCAUUUAGUUUCCAACAAUCCAUCUACCUAUUCAACUCUUUCAUGGGUCGGAACUCUGGAAUCCGCAUUAUCCACGUCUGUACAUACUGGUCAUUUGGAAUCACCCUCAUCCAAUUCUCAAACCGCAUACGUUGUACUCCCAGUCAAUCCGAUUGAUUCGGAACUGAAAACAGAAACACUACAAAUAGCCUAUGUGCCACUCGGGACCGAGUGUGUUUCUCUAUACACCACUCUGAACCCAAAUAAUCCAAUACAAACACCCAGUAUUCCCUUGAUCAAUCCAGUCUCGCGCACAACUUCUGCGGAACAAGGAAGUAAUAUAAAUCGUGCCAUUGGAGGCCAGAUUUGUAACACAAGUCAAGAUGGAGAUAAUCCCAGUUGA